CAAUUGGAGUGCAGCGCAAUAAACUGUCUGAGAACCAAGGUUAUUAACUCUGUUACCAAGGAGGCGAGAGCGACGACAGGGUAGAGGACGGAUUGGAAAAGCCUCUGCACACUGGCCGCUCGGACUUCAUUUGAGAGUGCAUUUCCCCGGUCGCAGUUUGUCUGCCUUGAAUUGGAGUGGUUACCACGCAUAGGCUCAAACCGAGACGCUUCUUGUCGCCACCAGGCGGCGCUAUUGAGAUCAAUGUCAAUGCCGUGGAUCUUAUUGUCUGCAGGAAACCAUCACAAGAAACCUUCAAGAAUUUCGAGGCAAACUUGAAGUGCAGACCCAUGAUGGAUUUGGCCCCGGCUGCUACGUAGCCAUGGCUGGAAGGGGAGGCGCCCUGCGUAUCUUAGCGUUCCUAUUGGUUUAGAGACUGCAUGGUGGAGAGGGGGUACCUCUAAUCAUGUCCAGCAUGUUUUGCACAAGAAAUGUCAGCCAGAAAGGGCUAUCUUCUCCCCUCGCCAAAAUAUACUACAAUAAUGUCAUGCUCGGACAGCCCCGCAGGAAACACAUUUUUAGUGGAUUCUCUGAUCAGUGGUCGGACCGAUGGUGGAGGGGGACACUACUACCCGGGCAGCGGCGUGUGUUUGCCCCAUAAUGCUUCCCCAGAGAUGCCUUAUGGACUACAGAACUGUGGAUACUUCCAAGGUAGGCCUAUAGUCAAGCGGGGCGAAGCAAGUCCCCAAAACAUGAUGACUGCUGCAUCAAACGCUUAUAUGUCCGGCAUGGAGAUGUGGAUGGACGCUCAGAGGUCGUGCCGAAUGGACCAGCAGCAAACGGUGGGUCCUCAGGUCGCGCCCUGCUCAUUCCCGCAGAGCAUAAAGGAGGAGAGCGCGUACUGUCUAUACGAGCCGCAAAAGUGCCCCAAACCCUCGACCGUGGACGAAUUAACAUACUCCAGGCUAACCACAACAGGCUCCGGUUCAGGCUCGUGCACAAUCACCGACCGUGGUGGUGGUGGGGGUGCUGUACCCGUGCCUGGCUACUUCCGCUUGUCUCAGACACACGCUCACUCUCAAAAAGUUUACCACGGUGCACAAUCGAACCCCUCUCAUUCUCACUUUGGCCUGCACACUCCUGCACCGAAUCGCUUCCACACCCAGACACCCCUGCUGUCCUCCGUAUUAGCCUGCUCAGCCACGGCGGCGCACGAGAAGAGAGACACAGAGGAGGCUCUGUCCUCUGAUAACGCACCACUGCAGACGCGCGUCCCACUAGGGGACGAGGAGGUGCGAGCGUCCUCCGACGCGGAACCUUCGUCUCCGGAGGAAACCCGGGACGAUCUCGACAAGGAGAAGCCGGAAAAAACGUCUAAAGGAGACACAAAAAGCGAAAGCUCGGCCAACUGGCUAACAGCAAAAAGCGGCAGGAAGAAACGUUGUCCAUACACCAAGCACCAGACACUGGAGCUCGAGAAGGAGUUCCUCUUCAACAUGUACCUGACUCGCGAGCGUCGCCUAGAGAUCAGUAGGAGCGUGCACCUGACGGACAGGCAGGUCAAAAUAUGGUUCCAGAAUCGCAGAAUGAAGCUGAAGAAAAUGACCCGGGAAAACAGGAUUCGGGAGCUCACGUCAAACUUCGGAUUUUCGUGAUAGUAAUGAAUAUUUUUAUUAAUAAGCUUUGUAUUUCACGAGCUAAAAUAGUAAUGCAAUUUGAAAAGGUCACAUCUUUAAUGGACCUACUAACAAACUUAAUAUUUGCAUCGUCAUAUAUAAGCUACUGUUAAAAGUGAAUGUAAUGAGUUGUUUCUUUUUCGUUACUUCGCUGUCAUUUUUGGAAUAGGUCUCGAGAAAUUGCUGGAAUUUUAGAAUCGAUCUCUGCUUUGGGUAGUAGGAUUUUAAUCUAGCAAUACGUUUAAAAAUUCAAGAUGCAAAUAAUAAUAAUAAUUGAGUAUACAAAUGUAUUGCAUAUAUUUCUAGAUGCAUAUAAUAAUUUGGGGAGUUUGUUUUAAUUAUAGACUGCAUGAUAAAACAUGAUUUAGAUCCACAUGUGGCUGCAUUAUCAAUGUGGAUCACAUCACUGAAACAUAAAGCCUUUUAAUCAAUACUAAGGGAAUAAGUCGCGGUACAAAAAAAUAUUAUUCCGUUAUAAUGUAGCUAUGUAGAUAUUAUGAUGAGCCACAUCUGUAUUGUAAGUGUACAUAGAGCCAAAUCUUCUAUUCAGAUUGAGGAUAAUAUUGUUGUGUAGACUCUAACAAAGGUAAAUGUAGUCUACAUUGUAAAGUUGUUUUUAUUGUGUAAAUCAUGA
Messenger RNA from Esox lucius (northern pike), 2289 nucleotides. Its product is annotated as homeobox protein Hox-A10. Gene Ontology annotation, cellular component: nucleus. NCBI's taxonomy places the organism in Eukaryota, Metazoa, Chordata, Actinopteri, Esociformes, Esocidae. The transcript is spliced from 3 exons. The record is from RefSeq and is a predicted model, not a curated record. Gene Ontology annotation, molecular function: RNA polymerase II cis-regulatory region sequence-specific DNA binding; DNA-binding transcription factor activity, RNA polymerase II-specific. The coding region runs from base 471 to 1634 and encodes 387 amino acids. Gene Ontology annotation, biological process: regulation of transcription by RNA polymerase II.